AUGGCACCCCCCUCUGACAACAAACAGCAAGUUCUCCAUGUAUUCCAGACCCAACCGACGUUUUCAUGCUCCAAAUGCGCCGCGACGAUCGCGCUUCAAGACGAGCUGAUCAGCAAGUCGUUCUCUGGCAGAGAUGGUCGAGGCUACCUGAUGCACUCGGCCGUCAACGUGAGGUUAGGCCGCAAGGAGGACCGGCAGCUCUUAACUGGCGUCCAUACAGUUGCAGACGUAUUCUGCCUGGGAUGCGACGAUAGAAUUGGGUGGUACUAUCACAAGGCAUCAGAUUACUCGCAGAAGUACAAGGAAGGGAAGUACCUGUUAGAGCGCGAGAAGCUUAUCAAAGAGAAUGCAUGGACCUUGGAUGAGCAGGAGGACGGCAUGCAACUGGCCUGA
Molecule: messenger RNA, 393 nt
Organism: Pleurotus ostreatus (oyster mushroom)
Lineage: Eukaryota; Fungi; Basidiomycota; Agaricomycetes; Agaricales; Pleurotaceae
Exons: 5
Coding region: 1-393 (130 amino acids)
Source: RefSeq, a predicted model, not a curated record